This is a messenger RNA of Paecilomyces variotii, 1293 nucleotides long. Its product is annotated as putative acyl-CoA:6-aminopenicillanic-acid-acyltransferase. The transcript is spliced from 3 exons. The coding region runs from base 193 to 1284 and encodes 363 amino acids. The record is from RefSeq and is a predicted model, not a curated record. NCBI's taxonomy places the organism in Eukaryota, Fungi, Ascomycota, Eurotiomycetes, Eurotiales, Thermoascaceae.
CACAUAUCUCAUCAUUGAUAAGGACGCUAUCAGCGGCGGAGGAAGAGGGGGCGGGAUCUAGUUUCUUCGAGAUAAAGCAAUUACCCGUAACGUAGUCUCACCCCUCGUCUGGCGAGAUCUGGAUUUUCUGAGAAAUCACAUCCUUGUUCCAUAUGUACAGUGCGAACAACAUUAAAAUACCGUACUUCAAGUAUGCUUCUUGCUGAACCACCGCGCGUUACUCUCAAAGGCACGUCUCGAGAGAUCGGCCUUCAUCAUGGCCGCGCUCUCUCCUCGCAAAUCAAAGCCCAAAUCGCCAUCUACACUGAUAUGUUCGCAUACACAUCCAAACUGUCAUGGCCGUCUGUCCUCUCCCUUGCAGAGGAAUUCCGUGUUUCGAUCCAGAAACUCACUCCCGAUAUCUACACGGAGAUGGAGGGGAUUGCAGAAGGCGCAGGCGUCAACGUCCUGGACAUCGUGGCUCUGAAUUGCCGGAGCGAGAUUGCACUAGGAAAGUUCUCGGAUGGAUGUACGAGUAUUUCGUGGAAGAAGAGUGAUGAUGAAAGGAUCUUAGCGCAGAACUGGGACUGGACAGCUCAGGUGAAGAGGAAUUUGGCCAUGAUGGCGGUCGAGCAGGUGGGGAAGCCGACGAUUUAUAUGGUUACGGAGGCAGGCAUAGUGGGAAAAAUUGGGUUCAACACUGCUGGUGUAGGUACCUGUCUCAAUGCCAUUCGCGCCCGUCCUACAGAUAGCUCGAAACUACCCGUCCAUGUUGCCCUCCGUCUCUGCUUAGAGAGCUCUUCAGUCGAUGAUGCCGUCAAAACCCUCGAAUCUCUCGGCUCAGUGGCAUCUAGCCAACACAUCCUUAUCGCGGAUAGCAAGACCUCGCUGGGGAUGGAAGUCUCGCCCCUAGGAAACGUCUACUUGAGAGAAAACGAGGCGGGAAUAAUAACACACACUAAUCACUUCAUUGAGAACAAAUAUGUCGACGAGGCUCCUUGGUUGAGCGGGUCGCCUAUCCGACUUGAACGGGUUCGACAGCUUUCCAAUGAGCUGGUGAAAGAAGGCGUUAAGGGAGACAAGAUCGUCCCAGGCUUGCUCAGAGAGAAGGUCUUUUCAGAUGGGUACAAUGCGCCCCAGGCUAUCUGCUGCCAAGAAGACCCCGGUAGCCAUCAGUCCGUACGAAGCAGUACGUUGUUUAACAUCAUAAUGAAUCUGAUCCCAGAGAAUUCCUCUGCGGAAAUCGUAUGGGGUCAGCCGGGCUCAGGGAAGGAGGGCCCUGUCUUGAAAAUGCCGUGGGCAUGAAUCUGAGUG